Messenger RNA from Racocetra persica, 160 nucleotides. Lineage: Eukaryota; Fungi; Glomeromycota; Glomeromycetes; Diversisporales; Gigasporaceae. The record is from the annotation of a GenBank genome assembly.
UGAUUCAUAUCCUAAAGGAUUGGAAAUUAGUGAAAUAGCAAAACUUGAUAAGAAAAAAGCUGAUUGUUUGAUUAUAAUUGGAAUUUCUUUAAAAAUUCCUGGAGUUAAAGUUCUAAUAAAAGACUUUGCUAGAGGGUUCAUGACCAUAAUGGUUACGUGA